AUGAGUGAUUAACAAAUCCUAACACAAACAGAAUAAUAAAUUAUUAAUCUUUAACCCUAGAUUAAUACCUUACAACCCAUUCAACCACCAUUACCUAUGGAUAUAGGCACGGGGGUGUUGGGUCGUGUGGGGUUGAUUUCUACUAUAGAGGACCCAUUUUUGAAAUAAAUAAUGAUUUAGCAUUGCUACUAAGAUUAAAUUUUGAACUAUUCCUUUAUGUUGAUAAGGGAGUUGUUGAAUUCUAAUAUAUUUUACAUUAAAGAAAUUGUUAAUAAUUAAAAAACACAUAAUCAAAAUAAAACCAUACAUUAUUCAAAUCAAACCUAAUAACGUUAUUAGAAGAAUCAUUCGGACUUAAUGACUGUCUAAAUCAUAUUCUAGAUUAAGCUAAAAGUAAUAAUUAUCAAAAAUGUAUAUCAAUUAUAUCCGAUGGCUACUUCUUCCCCAAAAUGCUUUAAUAUGCAGGCGAACAUUAUAAAGUUUAAUUCAUCGUUUUCAAUGCUCGCAAGAAGAAAUAUUAUAGAUACGGUCCUUAAUCCCACUAAAAAAAAUACUUUAUUUUUCAAAAGAAUACCUAAAUAAUAUAUAAUUUCAUUUUAAUAUUUAAAAAAUUAAUGUUUAGAGACAAAGUGUUAACCUUGA
Messenger RNA from Paramecium primaurelia, 642 nucleotides. The record is from the annotation of a GenBank genome assembly. Lineage: Eukaryota; Ciliophora; Oligohymenophorea; Peniculida; Parameciidae.